UCAUGUAGUCAUUUGAUCCUUGAGACAUGCCCCCUCUAUCUAAUAAAUUAACCAACUUCCCUUUUAUUUUCACAAUUGUGUGGAAAAUCGUACAGUUAGAUAUAUCAUAUUUGUAGAACAUCGCUGACUAUAAAAAAUGUCUGCAUCCCAGAAAUGUCUUGGAAAAGGAAGCGCUGCUCCUGGCCCUGUGCCAAAGGACCAUAUUCGUCUCUACAGCAUGAGAUUCUGCCCUUUUGCUCAGAGAACACGACUGGUGCUCAGUGCCAAGGGAAUUAAGCACGAUAUUGUCAACAUCAAUUUGAAGGAUAAGCCUGAUUGGUUUUUAGCAAAGAAUCCUUUUGGUUUAGUGCCGACGCUGGAAACCCCAAGUGGUCAGGUGAUAUACGAGUCACCUAUCACCUGUGAGUACCUGGAUGAGGUCUACCCUGAGAAGAAACUGAUCCCAUCUGACCCCUUUGAAAGGGCCCAACAGAAAAUGAUGCUGGAGAAUUUCUCAAAGGUGAUUCCCUUCUUCUAUAAAAUCCCUAUGGGCAGGAAAAAUGGAGAGGAUGUGUCGGCACUUGAAACAGAACUUAAAGACAAACUCUCGAAAUUAAAUGAGACCCUGGUCAACAAGAAGACCAAGUUUUAUGGAGGCAAUUCAAUCACAAUGAUUGAUUACAUGAUGUGGCCAUGGUUUGAGAGGAUGGAGAUGCUUGAUCUGAAGCAUUGUUUGGAGAACACUCCAGAGUUAAAGAAGUGGACUGAAUGCAUGUUGGAGGAUCCCAGUGUGAAAGCCACCAUGUUCAGCACCGACACCUACAAGGCAUUCUACAAGACCUACAUGGACGGAAACCCCAAUUAUGAUUAUGGGAUAUAAAAUAAAUCAUUGUUUUCUGGUAAAACACAUCUCUAUUGUCUGUCUGUUUUAACAGACAUUAUGCUAGAAUGAAUGUUAAAUCUAUCCGCCCUUUAUUUUUUCUAAAAUAAUCUUGUUUAAGAAUUUAAAAUAGGAAACCAGGUCUGGUACAUCAUCUCGUGUGUCACUUUGAAUUGUGUUGUUAAUAACAAAAUCUAAAACUUUGGUUAAUAUAAAAUCAGAUUAAGACUGAAUGAACUCAUUAAAAAUGUAAAAUUUGGUGGGAUUUCUGUAGUUGAUUUAGUUAUGUUGGUUAUUAACCAGCAGAAUCAAUUAAAUGCAGCAAUAAAAACUUCUCUGUAAAAAUCAGUAAUAAAUGAAAUAAAAUGACAUUUUAUAAACAA
Xyrauchen texanus (razorback sucker) is the source of this 1242-nucleotide messenger RNA. It is a transcript of the gene gsto1, whose product is annotated as glutathione S-transferase omega 1. Gene Ontology annotation, molecular function: glutathione transferase activity; glutathione dehydrogenase (ascorbate) activity. Bases 137 to 859 code for a protein of 240 amino acids. Gene Ontology annotation, cellular component: cytoplasm. The record is from RefSeq and is a predicted model, not a curated record. The transcript has 7 exons. Lineage: Eukaryota; Metazoa; Chordata; Actinopteri; Cypriniformes; Catostomidae. Gene Ontology annotation, biological process: glutathione metabolic process.